ACCGGUACUGAUGGAAUCAACACUGUCGUGAUUGAAACUCCAGUUCAACGUACUGCUACUACUACUGAAGGUUGGACUGGUUCUUUCACCACUACCGUUACUAGAACUGGUACUGAUGGAGUCAACACUGUCGUGAUUGAAACUCCAGCUCCAAAAUCUAGUAUUACUGUUACUUCUCAAUGGACUGGUAGUUUCACUACCUCUACCACUGCCACCGGCAGUGAUGGUGUUGACACUUUGAUUAUCGAAGUACCAGUUUCAACCAACACCCAAAGCUCUUCCGUCACCUUAACUUCUAGCAGUUCUAGAAGACUUCCUUGGAACUCUAGUUCCAUAGAAGUUUCUAGUGGUGUCGGUACUCUUUCGUCAUCUUCAAUUCUUUUGACUACGACUUCGUCAUUUUCCCUUACGGUUCAUUCUUCAAGCCUCGUUUCAAAUUCAAUUAUUCCUUCUUCAUCUUCGGUUCCAUCCGCAACACAUUCUGAAGAAACGUCUAUUUCUUCUGUCUCUCCCUCUAAAUCUGGGGGAGACCAUGGUAUUCCAGUUAGUACUGUUGAGUUAACAAGCGUUACUUUGCUUCCUACACCAAGCAAUCUUUCCACCGGUUCUAGUACAAGUAUCACUUUAAUUCCUGCGGUUCCUACCCCAGGACCAGAUGGCAACCCAACAACUACUAUGGUUUCCACCAAGAGCGACACAAGUGAUUCGGAAUCGGCAUACAUACCUUCGAUUUCUAGCUAUGAGGGAUGGGCAUCAAGACCUCAAGCUUCUAAGCUCUUAUUUGCAUUGUUUGCAUUGUUUGCAUUCUAA
Molecule: messenger RNA, 810 nt
Organism: Suhomyces tanzawaensis NRRL Y-17324
Lineage: Eukaryota; Fungi; Ascomycota; Pichiomycetes; Serinales; Debaryomycetaceae
Exons: 1
Biological process (GO): cell adhesion
Source: RefSeq, a predicted model, not a curated record